UUGAUUGUAUUAACUUUAUUGCACUUGAUGGACGUAUAAAAAAUGUCUCACGGAAAGAUCGUACUUAUGGCCUGUGGCAGUUUCAGCCCUCCGACAUACAUGCACAUGCGAAUGUUUGAAAUAGCAAGAGAUUCCAUUCAAGCUAUGGGUCUGGGCACAGUUGUGGGAGGCAUUGUAUCACCAGUACAUGAUGCUUAUGGCAAAAAAGACUUGGCUAAUUCAACUCAUAGACUGGCGAUGCUGAAACACGCGCUGCGGUCCUCAUCGUGGAUCAAGGUGUCGGAGUGGGAAGUACAGCAGAGCGGAUGGUCGCGGACCAGAGUCUCACUGCAGUACCACCAGGAUACAAUAAACAGUCACAUUUACCAAAUAGAUAAUGCAGAACCACCACCAUGGUUACCUGACGACGUUCUCAAUGUGAACAAUAUGAACAACAAUGAUGAAAGAGAUAGCGUUAUGGACAAGAUACACGAUUGUAGAGAUGCAAGAGUUACAGUUAAGUUGCUGUGUGGAGGUGAUUUGCUGGAGUCUUUUGCAAAACCUGGACUUUGGAGUGACGAUGACAUAGAGAAUAUCGUUGGUCGUCACGGCAUAGUGGUAGUUACGCGAGUGGGCAGCGAUCCCGGAAAGUUUAUAUACGACUCCGACGUACUUAGUAAAUACAGAAGAAACAUAAUCCUCGUAUCUAAUUACAUUCUCAACGAGAUAAGUUCAUCGACGAUUCGACUCUUGUUUCGGCGCGGAGAAAGCGCAAAGUAUCUAAUAGAUGAUGGAGUACUGUCUUACAUAAGAACACACAAGCUAUAUGGUUCGGAUUCGUCGCAAAGUGCACCGGAUGCCCGCUGUAGCUGUCAUGUUGCGCCCCCCACGACGCGUCUUGAGAGUCGUGUCGACAACACGUCGGACGGAUCGUGUCGGUCGGACUGCCGCCGCGACAGUCGCGGGAAUUUGCGCGCGAACCAGAACAAUCAUUAUGAAUGAUUUUUAUAAUUUAUUAUUUUAAUAACUAGUGUUUUUUAAUUGUUGAUUGUUUUGAUACUUACUGUGUAAAUAUUCGUAGUGAAAUACAGCCUUAAACUUUUAAAGGGGAUCAGCGUCUAGCUGCACUAUGUAUUUGGAUCGAUAGAUUCAGAUUAAUAGCAUUUAUUGUGAUGCAACUUAGUUUUAAAAGCACGUGCAAAAAAUUUUGUGCUACACGAUGAUUAAAACAUUACCCCAUGGCGUCGACGUAGUACUGAAACAUAAGUAGAUAGCUUAGUGAUCAACAAAUUUGGGAAGUUGCAAUAUUUGUAUACUUUAUUUUUGUUAACACUGUUUAAUGUUGUUUCAUUGUUAUUAUUGAGCCGUGGUUUACACAGAACUGCAUAAGAUGAACUUAAGGUAGUAGACUUAAGGUUGUAUAAGUGCUUCACGUGAUGGUGAAAUAAAUUUGACGGUUUUUCUUAAUGUUUACCUCUAGAGUGUAACAAAAAAUACUAAGAUAUUUUAGCUAGUGACCGUACUUGAGUAAUAAAAAAAAUUACCUACCCUACCGAAAACAUUUUUAUUGGUUGAUCAGAGCAGUUAAUCCAUGUUAUGAAAAAACUGCGUAUUCUUUGACGGCGAUAUCUGCACAUAAGCCAUGCUUAUGUCCGUAUUAGUAAACAGAUUCCAAGUCCGGUAGGUAUUAAGUGCGUAUCGGUUGAGAUCUCAAUAUGAAUUUCAAAUACUCUUAUAUGUAAUCAAAUAUCUUGUAAUAGUCUAUAUAUAAUCAUCGGUUUCUUUCCUGACACUAUUGCAAGUUAUCAAGAUCCUGCAAUUUAUUGACUAGCAUUAUAACUGUUGAGUGAUGUUUAUUAAUAAGUUGAACUAUUGUCAGCUUUCAAAUAAUGCGUUAUGGUUGAUAUGUACUUAAGUUAUACUUAUUAAUAAAGACUGUUGACUUAAGUAAGAUCUUAAUGUCGAUCCAGCACUGGAGAUGGAUUUAUUAAUACGAUCCUUAGUCUUAUUACGGCACAAAAAUGGUUUGUGUAUGUGAGUACAAUACAAAACUUUGUGUACACAACAUUAAAUGAUGAUAACGCAUGGUUACAGUACCAUGGUUAUAUAUACCAUGAUAAUGCAAGUUAAUCAAAGCUUUUAUUAAGGCUGUUUUGGGGUUUCGUAUACCACGUGUUAUGUGCUUUAUUAGCUUUUCAGCACUUUUAUAUAAAGAUGCUGUGUAGAAGCGUGCCGUCAAGUGAGUUUGAGCCCUUACAGGCCAUUUUAUGCAAUUCGCUUUAUGCUGUUUUAUUAUAAAUACUCAAUUACCUACAUGUUAUCUUCUAGCUUAUUGCCUUAGCCAUUGAUAGUAGAAAUAUCCUAUGAAAACCUCGUACAUGCGUUCGCAAUGCAAUUUAGCUACAUCUAUAUACUUCAAGCUUCGCUAGGUGCUUGCAUAUAAAGGUAUUACAUAAAAUUAUAAACGUAUGAACAGAUACGUAACAAAAAUACCAGUGUAAUCCCUGAACCUCGUCGAGAUAUUUGACUUGGAUCAUUUAGUACAGGUCAUUAAUUAGCACACGGGAGCCAGCUUGGUUUUUUCAAGAUAAUUUCUGGAGAAUGACGUGAGAGAACACAAAAGUUAAACAAAAACCUAAAUAGUAGUACAGGUAUCAAGUUUUAUUUCACUCUUUUUAAUCAAAAUUACCUUGUCAUAGAACUUGCUUCUGUAAUAUAUCUGUUUAGAGUUUAAAAUAAAUUGUGAUAGUCAGCAUGCCGUAAGAUAUUUAAGUACCUAUGUGCAUUGUCUCUAUAUUUGCAUGGUCUAUGUCGUAUGAAUGACCGGUUUUUUUACCGCAUACCUUUCAUUUUGAAAAUGGUUUCAUACUUCGAUAGUGGCGCGUUAUGAUCACUUCUGACUUCGAACUGACAAAAUAGGUAAGACGGCGACGUAGUGACAAAGUCUUACAGUUAGUUAAAUUACAUUUAUAUAAUAAGCAGUGAUUUCUAUUAAAAGUCUGAUUUCAAUUCCGAAUAAAUUUGCAUAAAUCCAAUAAGUAUUUCCAUGCUUAUUAAUGGAAAAAAUAUAUUACAGCAAAUCGAUGCGGUAUUUUUACCAUCGUUCCUAGGGCGGCAAUGCCUUCACUAGAAUCGGCAAUCUACCGGUUUGCUUACCGCCGCCGCAUCGUGCCAGAAUUCCAAAAAACAGUACAGUUUUAAAUUAAAUUUGUUAAAACUAAUAUAAAUUUAGUCGGCUUUAUUUCAUUUAGCAAUUUUGUAAGUCAUACAUAAAUUCAAAGAUUUUUUUCUUUCAUUCAUACAUAAAAUCUAAGCAGAAAGAUUGAAUUCUAAAAAACAAUUGUUAAUUAUAAGAUAUUUAAUUGCAUACUUAACGACCCUGUAACACAAUAUACUACUUCAUAUAACUCGUCGCUGUCUCGCGGUGUUCUUUUACUUUGCCUACAGGAUUCUAUCGAAAUUUACUAUCAGGUCAGAACUGGAAAGGCUUUUUAAAAAAUUAGUUCUGUGUUUUGUAUUGUUCUUUAAGAGCUAAAGUAGACACUCGACUAUUUAAUUGGUGUGCAAGUGUGAGUAAGCACUAAUCCAUCAUAACGAAAACAUAUACCGAUACCACGAGUUUACAGAGUUGACCUCGCUAGUUAUCAAGUAGAAUAUUUGUAGUAUGGUGAAUUUUAAUUCCAAUUGUGACCGCUAGGGGCGCUGUGUUGACAAGCAGUCUAUAGACAGCAUUGUUAAUUAUUAAUCUAGCUUUUGUUGUUCCUGUUUAGUGCGAGUCUCUCUCUUACCAAGAACAAUAAGACAAAGCUCGGCAUAACUGCAUCCAACAAAUAGCUCGUGUAAUGUUGCAAAAUGAAA
Hyposmocoma kahamanoa is the source of this 3837-nucleotide messenger RNA. It is a transcript of the gene Nmnat, whose product is annotated as nicotinamide/nicotinic acid mononucleotide adenylyltransferase 3. Gene Ontology annotation, biological process: NAD+ biosynthetic process. Lineage: Eukaryota; Metazoa; Arthropoda; Insecta; Lepidoptera; Cosmopterigidae. Gene Ontology annotation, molecular function: nicotinate-nucleotide adenylyltransferase activity; nicotinamide-nucleotide adenylyltransferase activity. The coding region runs from base 43 to 981 and encodes 312 amino acids. The record is from RefSeq and is a predicted model, not a curated record. The transcript is spliced from 7 exons.